This is a messenger RNA of Aspergillus luchuensis, 1044 nucleotides long. RefSeq names its product mitochondrial fission process 1 family protein. The coding region runs from base 1 to 1044 and encodes 347 amino acids. Gene Ontology annotation, biological process: mitochondrial fission. The transcript is spliced from 3 exons. The record is from RefSeq and is a predicted model, not a curated record. Lineage: Eukaryota; Fungi; Ascomycota; Eurotiomycetes; Eurotiales; Aspergillaceae. Gene Ontology annotation, cellular component: mitochondrion.
AUGUUCUGGGGAAAGCAUCACGACGACACGCCCGAAGCGGCCCAACAACAGCCCAUUCCUCGCAAGAAGCUCCCUUCACAUUUGCAAAAACUAGCCGACAACGAUGACAGUUUUUAUGAUGACAUUUAUUCCUCAUACUCCGUAGACUCCACCGAAACCCCCUACCGCUACGCCGGAUACGCCAACCGACUCCGCACCGUCUUACUCUCCGCCCACCGCUACGUCGCCUACACCUCCGACAUAGGCGAAUCCUUUCGCCCCGUGGCGCACCCCUGGCUAGUGCGAUCCGCCUACGGCAUUUCCUGGACCUAUCUAAUCGGCGAUGUCGCCCACGAAGGCUACAAAGCCUACCUCCGCAAUCGCCGCGUCCUAGCGCCUCCCUGCGAGGCCUACAAAGAUGCCAGCGACCUUACCCACGAGCAAGUCGCCAAGGGCAUGGUAACCGGCAACAUCGCCGGCUCUUUAACAGGCAGUAGCAGCAGCGAUACGCUGAUGCCAUGGCCCACGACUCACGUUCCCCUGGCUGAGGACUACCGCACGGUUAUGGCCCAGCGCGCCGUGUUCCAAGGUAUCGCCAGUAUGGGUCUUCCGGCCUUUACCAUCCACUCCGUGGUCAAGUACUCUGGGCGCAUGCUGAAGAACUCCCGGAGUGUCUUUUUCCGUACUUGGGCGCCUAUCGGGCUCGGUCUCUCCGUCGUGCCUUUCCUCCCAUACCUAUUCGACAAACCCGUCGAAGAGGCCGUCGAAUGGGCCUUCCAUACCGGACUUCGUGCCUAUGCCGGUGAAGAUGCCGUCCGUCCGUUGCCUCAGGCCGUGAGGACGCCUCAUGACGAGGAGACCUCCCUCAGCCAUUUCCUCCGGGCCCAGGCUGAGAAGAAUAAUGGCGAGGUCAUGGGCUACGAUGCGAACGUCUCCUGGGAGAAGUAUAAGGAGGAACGCCGUCGAGCGAAGGAGCAGCGCAUGCAGGAGCGUGAACAGCGCGGCGAGAGGGGUCCGUUGGCGUUGUUGGGUUUCGGGUCGAAUUCGAAAGAAAAGAAAGAGUGA